CUCACACCUCACUUCUUUGUUCCUCCCUUCUUUUGUACUGCCUCCUGUCAAAGACAACUCACUUAAAUAGAAGGUCGUGUUGUGUUUCUCUUUCAGUUUAAUUUUCUGAUGUACGAAGAAAACUUAAGCUUCAGUACAUCUAACACAGGGUUUGGCUGAGACUUUGCUGUAAUGGCUCGCUUUGGUCUCUGGGUUGCAGCAUUGGGCCUGGUUUGCCUCAUUGCUGCGGUCACCUCAGAAGGAGCUCCAGAUAAUUCGGGUGAGAAUGUUUGUGCCCAGUACUUCGAUGAAGGCACCACCAUGACUAUUGCACGGGUCUUUGACAUGAUCGGAAUCAGGUUCAGGGAUUAUGUUCCAGACUUCGGCACAGAGAAGAUACGGGAGUACAUGCUGUUCGCUGACAGUAACAGGGAUGACCGUCUCAACCAAGAGGAAUGUGAAAAUCUCAUCCAGUACAUCAAGCAAAGGGCUCCAGCCAACCCAAAAAAGUAGCCUAGCAGUUUGGAGGUCAUAAAACUAGCAGAUGGCUCCUUUCUUUUAGUAGAUUUUAACUACCGAAAUACUUUUACUAGUUUACUUUACUUGAAAUCAGCUUGUUAUUGAAUAUAUAUAGAUAUAUAGAUACUAGAUACUAGAUAUAUUGUACAAAAAUCGAAAUAAAUCGUAGGAGUUUAUUGAAAAUGGGAACACUUGAACUGGGUGUUUAGUGAAGUAAAGAUUUGCAUUUGUAUGGAA
Messenger RNA from Hemibagrus wyckioides, 735 nucleotides. RefSeq lists its product as uncharacterized. The transcript has 4 exons. Bases 172 to 492 code for a protein of 106 amino acids. The record is from RefSeq and is a predicted model, not a curated record. NCBI's taxonomy places the organism in Eukaryota, Metazoa, Chordata, Actinopteri, Siluriformes, Bagridae.